Molecule: messenger RNA, 573 nt
Organism: Epithele typhae
Lineage: Eukaryota; Fungi; Basidiomycota; Agaricomycetes; Polyporales; Epitheliaceae
Exons: 2
Coding region: 1-573 (190 amino acids)
Source: RefSeq, a predicted model, not a curated record
AUGUCGAAGGCGGAACCCACGCGGGCACAGCUGUCGUCGAGGUUGUCCUACCAGGCCAAGGUGCCCGCCUUCCUGGCACGAAUGAAGGGACUGGGAGGCGGCGGGCGAGGUGAUGAUAAAUACGACGACGACGAGUUCGAGGACGACGGUUCUGGACGCCCUCCGAUUCCCCGCCGACCGGCCAUCCCGACACGCCCAGACGACGAGCAGGGGAGUGCGGACGAAGACGACGGGGACGAGACGCCACAGAUUGUGGUUCUGAAGGAAGGGAAGCAUCUCUCGCGGCGGGAGGUCGAGAAUGAGAAGCGUAAAGCCAAGGGAUUGCCUCCGCUGCCUGAACACGAUGAAAAGGACGAGAAGACCAAGGAAGAAAAGCCGAAGCAGAAGGAUGCGACCAACGCUAUAACGCAGGGCCUGUCAUUCUCUUCUGGAGGUGCGAAGGGCAAGGGCACCAAACGCAAAGCGGUGGGCGAUGGGCGUGAUGAAGCGGUCAAACCAGAAUCCUCGAAGGGUGGCAAGAAGAAGUCAAAGAAGCAGGACAAGAAACUACUCUCGUUUGACGAAGACGCAUGA